UCAACUUAGCGCUGAUUGGUUGGCGGAUUUGCGUGCAGGCGCGUAGAAACCGACAACAAACAUGGCGGACGAUCACACUGACGCAGAGCAAACCCUGGAAGGUCACACACCUGUUGCAGAAAAUCCGCAUGCAGAUUAUGGUCUCACAGAAAAUGUACAGAGGAUAGUGGAAAAUGAGAAAUCCAGUGCAGAAAAGGUUUCAAAGCAGAAGGUAGAUCUACAGUCACUUCCAACACGAGCGUAUCUGGACCAGACUGUUGUACCUAUUCUUCUACAGGGCCUUUCUGUGCUGGCCAAAGAGAGACCUCCAAAUCCCAUUGAGUUUUUAGCAGCAUAUCUUCUUAAGAACAAAUCACAAUUUGAAGAUCGGAAUUGACUCCUGGGCAGGCAGCUGAGAAUCGCCAUCUCCAUCUUCACAUUACUUAGCAUUUACAGACUUUUUAAUGUUUUUUUUAAAUCUUUAUCUGUUAACAAUAUAAUUGCUGGAUAAAAAAUGGUAUUUCAUUGCAGAAUUGUAGUUUAUGCGGAUAUGGUUCUACCUGAUAUUACUGCAUUAUGAUGACUGUUUUAUUUGAUGGAACGAAAAUGGUUGAAAUGUUCAUAUACUGCAAUGCCUCAAGGUGUAAUGUCAAUCUUGAUGAAUGGAGCAAGUAUUGAAGACCGCAGGAAAAUGCAUACAUGCUUUUAUACAACUGAAAAACUGCAUGUGUAAAUGCUAAAUGUUACUCUACCUGUUUGAUCGUAAUGAAGCAAUAUUUGACUAAUAAAAGGUUAAAACCA
Molecule: messenger RNA, 780 nt
Organism: Lepisosteus oculatus (spotted gar)
Lineage: Eukaryota; Metazoa; Chordata; Actinopteri; Semionotiformes; Lepisosteidae
Gene: dpy30
Product: dpy-30 histone methyltransferase complex regulatory subunit
Cellular component (GO): Set1C/COMPASS complex
Source: RefSeq, a predicted model, not a curated record